AUGUCCAAGGACCUACCUGAGCUUCCCGAGGAUGGAGUCACGCCGCGGACAUUGAUGACAAAGAUAGGCGCAUGGACGCUGGGACAUACACUAGGUCGAGGAGCAUAUGCUCAUGUCCGACUGGCGACCCACGACAGCGGCUAUGUAUCCGCCUGCAAGAUCCUCCCCGCCCUCCAUCGACCCAUCGCGCGCAAGGUGACUCGGGACGAGCGGAUCGACGCAUGCGAGGCGCACAAGGAGCUGGUGUUGCUGAAGGGUCUGGCGGGGGCGGGGUGUCCAGGUACAGCGGGACUGGAAGGAGUGAUACCAUAUCAGGGAUGGAACUUCAUCUUCCUCACCAUGUACCCCUCCUCCGCGGCCGCCAUUCCCAACUUCCCCAAUCACCGCAUCGCCUUCUUCCGGCGACUCCUCCUGUCCGUUCAAGCCAUACAUGAUCUCGAUAUCUCGCACGAAGAUCUCAAGCGCUCCAAUGUCUUAGCGACGAGCGAGCUGGAGCCUGUUCUGGUGGAUUUCGGGUUCGCGCACUUUGCGCCGGACGGAGGACUGGUCAGGAGUUUGGGGGGCACGAUGGACUAUUCAAGUCCGGAGAAGCUUGCCGACAAGCUGUACAAUCCCUUUGCCAACGACAUUUGGUCUCUCGGCAUCCUCCUCCUGAAGCUCCUCGGUCUCCCCAGUCCCUACCGCACCAAAGAACCCGAGACCGAAGACGACUUCAAGCGCAAGGUUAUCGAUACCGAGCCAAACUGGACAUAUCUCAGCUCUAUUGACGGACCGGGCCGGAUCGGACAGGUCAUACGCGGCAUGUUGAGGCGGGAUCCGCGAAAACGGUGGACCAUUCACAAGAUCCUCUCGCAUCACUCGAUGCAGAUCAACCUGCCUGACCCGCCGCCAUUCAUCGCCCCGUCCCUGGACCUCCCGGAGGACGUGGCGAUCAAUGAGGAGAUCCUGCUCGACCUCGCAUUCCUCGCGUUCAGCAUCGGCCAAUUCUUUCUGUGCGAAAGUAUCGACGUCAUCGCCUAUUGGCUGCUAGAUCCGGAACCGCAUUGGUUGAAGCGGUGGGCUGGGAUGCUGAGCAAAUGGCAGCAGAGGGAAGAGACUCUAUGGGAGGAUAUGCCGACGGAGACGGCUGUCAAUACGCCAUGGGCUAAGGCCGUGCGCGGUGGUCGCUUGUCCGGAGUCGAUGUCGCCAAGAUAAGCCGAGCGAGCUUGAGACCACUCAAGGAGAUCGUUCUGUCGCCGAAGCAGAAGCUCAAUAUACCAACCACCAAACGCCCUAUCCCCGCCGCUCCCGCCACUCCGCGCCGUCGAGCACCGAAACGGGCCGCGGCUCCAGCGGCGCCCAAGAUACCUCGCAAGCCGCUCCAGCCCGCUGAUCUCGACGAGAUCCAAUCGCCAAGCACGCCGAUCAAGCAGUAUCCUCUCGUCCCGGCGGCGAGUGCGCUGGAUGAUACACUACUGCCGCCAGUAGCACCUCGCAAGGCUAGGAAGGCCGAGCCAGCGUUCAAAGCUUCCUCUCCCAAGGUGAUCUUGGCCAUUCCGCCCAUUCCCCAAAAUAGGCCAUUGAUGCCGGUCGCCGCGCCCGAAGUCGACCUCAUCGACCUCCGCGAUGACCCUCCUCCAGGUCCCUCUUCUUCCACAACCCUCGUUGCCACCCGCCCAGCUGUCAAGACCAAGCAGACCGCGCCCGCUAAGACUACAAGUACGACGUACGAGAAGACGGGAACCAAACCGGCCAAGGUACUAGUGCCGAUGGACAAGGAGAAUGUUCCUCCAGCCGGAGAAAGAAAAGGCCUGAAAGUCCCCGCUCGGAAAGACCUCAAUCCGCUCCAGCCGACUCGACGCUCACCUCGCUGGGCUUGA
Messenger RNA from Dioszegia hungarica, 1860 nucleotides. Its product is annotated as kinase-like domain-containing protein. The record is from RefSeq and is a predicted model, not a curated record. Lineage: Eukaryota; Fungi; Basidiomycota; Tremellomycetes; Tremellales; Bulleribasidiaceae. Gene Ontology annotation, cellular component: cytoplasm; nucleus. Gene Ontology annotation, molecular function: protein serine/threonine kinase activity; ATP binding. The transcript is spliced from 10 exons. Gene Ontology annotation, biological process: mitotic DNA damage checkpoint signaling; protein phosphorylation. Bases 1 to 1860 code for a protein of 619 amino acids.